AGCCAAUUCAUCUUCAAGAAACAGUUUGCUAUUUAGAGGUCAAGCUAAUGGAGUAAUGUCUUCUUUGUUGUACAAGUGGAUCUUUCACAAGACGGUUGGUGAAGUUAACGUGGGUUCAGAGGAAGACCCGUUUCAUGAGACUAUUCCACAUGAAGAGCUGGGAAGGUUUCAGAGAGAAGGUGCGAAGAGAAAGAAACCCUUACCACCAGGUCUCUCAAAGAACGAUGAAAAAGUUCUCAAAUCUGUGAGGAGUAGGGCAUAUCAACUGGACUUGGUAUUUCAAUGCUGCUGUGGUUGUAGGUUGGGAUGGGCAGGCAUAAUUGGACUGAUUCCAUGGAUUGGGGACGUUAUUGCCUUCUACCUGGCCAUGCUCCUGAUUCGCAAGGCAAGAACUAUCGAUGGUGGGUUACCCAAGUACUUGGAGGCUCAAAUGAUGGCCAACAUCACGUUUGAUUUCUGUAUUGGCCUCAUUCCAAUUGUUGGUGACCUUAUAAACAUGGCGUAUAAGGCAAACACAAGGAAUUACAUCCUCCUGGAGACGCAUUUGAGGAAACAUUGCUCAAAUAACAAAACAAAUGAACCCAAGCAGUCACUAAAGACAUCAGCUAAAACCACUCAGGAAGCAUCAAACGUAACGCCAAAGGCACCACCAAAGGCACCACCAAAGGCACCACCCAGAACACAGUCCCAAGGUCCUCGAGUACCACCCAGAGUAUUAUAAUCCAUAGACAUUUCUCAGAGUCGAUAGCCAGUAGAUUAUACUACAUGGUAAACACCCUCUCAAAUAUGCAAAAAAUG
Molecule: messenger RNA, 798 nt
Organism: Williopsis jadinii
Lineage: Eukaryota; Fungi; Ascomycota; Saccharomycetes; Phaffomycetales; Wickerhamomycetaceae
Product: DUF4112 domain-containing protein
Exons: 3
Coding region: 56-721 (221 amino acids)
Source: RefSeq, a predicted model, not a curated record